Mycetomoellerius zeteki is the source of this 3684-nucleotide messenger RNA. Its product is annotated as RNA-directed DNA polymerase from mobile element jockey-like. Gene Ontology annotation, molecular function: nucleic acid binding; RNA-DNA hybrid ribonuclease activity. The record is from RefSeq and is a predicted model, not a curated record. Lineage: Eukaryota; Metazoa; Arthropoda; Insecta; Hymenoptera; Formicidae. Bases 1123 to 3684 code for a protein of 853 amino acids. The transcript has 2 exons.
CGUUCCUAAGGCUAAAAUAUGCUAUACCUGCUACAGAGUAGGUCAUAUUGGACGCGAUUACAAGAGCUCGCGGCCUCGUUGCUUGUUUUGCGGAUCUUCGUGCGAGGAAGACCACUCAUGUCCAGCCGACAAAUCGCGGGCUACGUGCAUCAACUGUGGGGGAGAGCAUCUAGAAACCUCACACACCUUCAUCAUCAAACACAAAUCUGUUAUUAAUCUUGCGGCUCAGGAAAACAUCCCUCUCAUAGAGGCUCGCAGAAUUGUCUCAUCUCAUCUUUCUUCUUCCCCCACAUCACAAGACAUAAGCACUGAUUUUAAGAACUAUCCCUACUUGCCAUCCAAAUCUAGUUCUCCCAGCUGGAACACUUUCAAACACUCUCCUCAGAAGACAGCCUCACCACUAUUAAAUAGAUUUCAGUACCUGCAACAUGAGGACGAUGGAAAUCAUAACCAUUAAGUAAGCUAUGCGGACAUGGCUGCAUCUAAUAGGAAUACGCAGGUUAAUCCGACAUCAUCAACUCCUAAAACCGGAAAACCAACAAUUCGCAGCAAUGAAUCCUUCAACGGCAGAUAUAAAAUCAGUUGAUCAGCUGAUUCGGAACAAUCGCCCUUCAAUGCCCACAAGAAUAACCACACAGAUAUCCUAGGAUACUUUCAGGAGCACUACAACAUACUCAACGCUCCCAAUGGCCGUUAUGGACCAAAUAUUGAACCUGAGCCUCGACCCUUGCUUGACAACGCAUCAAAGGAAUCGCCGACUUUCUCGUCAACCGGUAAUCUCCUUGGAGGAGACGCAGACCAUCUGAGGAAUACAACGCGAUCGCUACUUCCGGAAAAAGUACACCUUCCUAGAACGGUGCCGGCGCCCAGUGAAAGAAAACAUCCUCCUUGGUGGACGGAGGAGUGCUCCAAGGCCAUUCGGAAAGAAGAAACGCUGCCAAGACAUAUCAACGGUGCCCCACCCUGAAGAACUUUCUGGCUUUUAAAAAGGCCAGGGCUGCAUGCUCCAAGAAACUUUAUAGAACAAAACAGAAACAAUGGAAAAAAUUUGUCGACUCUUUCGACAGUAAGACUCCUACGGCUGACAUCUGGCAUUUAAUUAAGACUUUUAAGAGACGCAACAUGGCUGAUUUUAGUAAGUUGAUUCCAGAUCACGAGCAACAAUGCGGUCUUCUAUCCGAGGCAAAGAACAAGAUCUGUCCUCCUUUCUGCCCUCCAAAAUUCAACAUCAGCUUGGAAUCUAUGAUAGCGGAGGACCUCCACCAACAAGAGAGAAUUUUUGGUACUUUGGGGGAUUCCUUUACCAGGGAGGAACUAAACCUUGCUUUAACUCAAGCUAAUAAAAAGUCGGCACCAGGGCUCGACCAAAUCAGUUACGUUAUGCUGGCUUCUCUCCCUGACAAGUACCGAGAAUUCCUUCUGGAUAUAUUCAAUCGGCUUUUUAAAGAAGGAAUCGUACCAAAUUCAUGGAAGACUUCACUAGUCAUUUUCAUUCCGAAACCUAAUAACGUGGGCCUGAGACCUAUUUCGCUUCUCUCUUGCGUUCUUAAGACCUUUGAGAAGAUUGUAUAUUACAGGCUCCAAUGGCUGGUAGAAUCGCAGACAUUACUACCCCAAGAACAAAUGGGCUUCAGGCCUAAUAGAUCCUGCUCUGACAGUCUGGUCACUCUUACCAACAAAAUACAAGCCAGCUUUCUGAAUGGGGAGGCCGUUGCUGCGGCUUUUCUGGAUAUAACGGGAGCGUUUGAUAACGUGCUGCCACUAUCGGUACUAACGGAACUCAGAAGAAUUGGAGUCUCUGCCAAGGUUCGCAAAUUUGUCGAAAAUACCAUCACUCACAGAUCAGUCCACUUUGUUGAGGAGGGCCAACUCAGCCAGAAGUUUGAAACUAACAAAGGUACCCCCCAGGGCUCUACACUCAGCCCGCUUCUUUUCAAUAUCAGUGUCAGAGAACUGGACCUUCAUCUUCACCCUAAUACCCAAUUUUUACAAUAUGCGGACGACAUAGUUAUUUACUCUUCCUCUGGACAAGCUGGGGAAGCUGUUGAGAGCAUACAAUCAUCACUUGACAUCAUGUGCCAUUAUCUAAGAGAGAGGGGCCUGGAAUUGUCGCCGUCCAAGACCAAGUGGAUUUUAUUCUCCGGAAGGAGCUACAGAGGUGGUAAUACCGCGGUCCUCGAACUCUACAUCGAUGCUCAGUUGGUGGAGAAAGUUACUUGCACGAGGUUUUUAGGAAUUACGCUUGACUCCAAGCUCUACGGUAUGGAUCACUUCAAACAAGUUAUCAAGAAGGAUUGGUCAAUUAUUAAUAUUCUGUCUUCCCUCGCAGCAGUGUGGUGGGGAUUCCACUCUCAGUCGUUAAUUACAAUUUAUCGAGCGGUUUUCAGAGGCUCCAUCGAAUACGGGGCGCAAAUAUUUGUAAUGAAUAAUAAUAAAUCUUUAUUAUUACAAUUGGAAAGACUACAACAUAAGGCUUUGAGGAUUGCCUUAGGUUACAGACAAUCGACCCCUAUUAAUGUCAUCCUAUUUGAGGCUAGGGAACCUCCUCUAAGACUUAGGUUUGCUCAUAUGUCUAAAAGAUAUACUCUCAAAUCAAUCAAUAGAAGGGGCAGUGUGGUUGUACGCAGCCUGUGUUCUCUGGAACUCGCGGCUGUAACAACCCGGGAGAAAUCUUACGCUCUCUCGGCAUCACCGUCUUUCAGGUUUCACAUCACCAACAGUCAUAUGAUAGAUAAGUCAUUCCAGUCUACCAUGCAUCCAGCCUUUGAAACGUCAUACCAUGAUUUUAUUUCACGUUUCAAAUAUUUGCAGCCUGUCUCCGACAACAAGGAUAAAUCAGAUGAGGUAAUUAAACAGGAAUUUUUGGAAAAUACAUCAAAACUGAGAAACUCGGCAAUUACCUUUUAUACCGAUGGAUCGAAGCUGGAUGAACAAGGCUCUGCAGGAGCCACCUACUCUCCAGAACUUGAAGUGAGCUUUAGAUACAAACUAACUUCGGAUAUAACGGUUUUCACGGCUGAGGCCUGGGCGAUUUUUCAGACCCUUCUUCUCAUUCAGGAUGCAGGAUACACAAAGGCUAUAAUUUUUUCUGACUCCAAAAGUGUCUUAGAAUCGAUCAACUCCUGCAAACUUAUCAACAAUAAUUAUGUCAUUCACUGGAUUAAGCGUCUUUUACGGUCUUCUUCGUUAAGGGGCAUUGAGGUCUCUCUGGUUUGGAUUCCCGCACACCGGGGGAUCCGUGGUAACGAGAUUGCGGAUGCAGCUGCCAAGGAGGCCACUGCGGAGGAUUUCAGGGACAACUUUAGACUUCCCUCAUCGGACCUGGCUCUUAUUGCUGACAGGAGGGCGUCGGAACGCUUUGCUGGCUAUUUCGAGGGAGCCUCCACACGCACUGGCAUACAAUACGCCAGUCUCUAUUCUGAUCACUAUGGAAAAACUUGGUUCCAACGUAUGACUCUCAAUAGACAAGAAAUUGUUUUAAUCAACAGAUUGAGAGCAAACCAUUACAAUUUAAAUUACAGCUUACACAAAAAGAACAUGGUGGAUUCGCCUGCGUGUACGUGUGGAAACCCUAGACAAGAUAUUAAUCAUGUCAUCUUCCAUUGUCCUCUAUUUCGCGGCAGAUUUGCACUCUUGAAUAAAUACUUAAUGAAAAAUCUUCCUCAUCAUUCGCGGAAUAUAUAG